Messenger RNA from Medicago truncatula (barrel medic), 1339 nucleotides. RefSeq names its product E3 ubiquitin-protein ligase SINA-like 10. Gene Ontology annotation, molecular function: zinc ion binding; protein binding. The record is from RefSeq and is a predicted model, not a curated record. Bases 51 to 1073 code for a protein of 340 amino acids. The transcript is spliced from 4 exons. NCBI's taxonomy places the organism in Eukaryota, Viridiplantae, Streptophyta, Magnoliopsida, Fabales, Fabaceae.
CGGAAGACCAAAGUCCAACAACUUCAAGCACUUUCUCGUAAAACGGUGUAAUGGAGACAUGCAACAAAGAAAACGAAGAGAUCGUUGAUUCCGCAGAAGGUGUUAAUAAGAAUAGUUCCGUCAAAGUGAUGAUUUCCUUCCCAAAAGAUUUCGAGUGCUGCAUUUGUCUUCAACCAUCGUCAAGUAUUCCGGUCUUUCAGUGCGAUAAUGAUCAUAUUGUUUGCUCUACUUGCUUUCCUCAACUUAUGAACAACUGUCACAAGUGCUCAAUGCCCAUUAGCUCAAAAUGUUGCAAAGUCAUUGAGAAUAUAUCGCAAUCUAUCCAAAUGCCAUGCCCGAACAAAAAAUAUGGCUGCAGGGAGACAAUAAGUCAAAGUGGAAAGAGGAAACAUGAAGAAGAAUGCAUCUAUGUGCCAUGUUACUGUCCCGUUAAAGGUUGUGAUUUUGUUGCCUCAUUAGAAGUGUUGUCCAACCAUUUCAACCAUAAACACGGGGACUCUCUAAUCGAAUUUUCUUAUGGUCACUCCUUCACUGUCUCGUUGAAUUCUAAUGAUGAAGCUGCUGUUCUUCAAGAGGAAAAUGAUGGGAAACUAUUUACUCUCAAUAAUAGUACUAUGCUUCUGGGAAAUGCAGUCAAUAUUAGCUGCAUUGAUGUCAACUCUUCUGAAGCCGGUUAUAGUUAUGAUAUAUUGGCUAGGUCUAAGACAUCCCGUCUGAAGUUCCAUUCUUCUCCGAAGAAUAUCCAACGGUCUACUUCAGCAACUCAUUCAUCAGAGUAUCUCAUGAUUCCAUUUGGUUAUUUUGGUUCUUCUAAACCACUCGAGCUAGAAAUUUGCAUAACCCCCAAGAUGCAAAUAUUCAUAGCACAUGGUUGUGGAAAGAUGACCCCCUUGAAGGUGGAGAGUUCAGACACGAUAGCAAAUGUGAAGGAUAAGAUUCUUGACAAGGAAACGAUCCCAGUGCACCAACAACGUCUGAUGUUUGCCAAUAAGCUACUAGAUGACAGCCAUACCCUUGCCUAUUACAACAUCCAAGAGAAGGCAACCCUCCACCUCAUCCUCCGCCUCCCCUAGAAGUAGAUCAGACAUCAAUGCUAAGACAAAACAUUUGACUUUUGGUUCUCAUGUUCAAGGAUUUGUCUUAUGCUUGUUUUUUGUUUAUUUUGCUUGAGCUCUCUAAUGAUCUUUUUGCUUGCUAUGAUAUUCUGCAAAUGAAGAAACAUACAUUAGCGGAAAUUGUAGUUUAUUUUGAUAUAAUAGAUAGAUGUAAUGACUCCUGCAGUAUAGUCUAACUGUAGCUUAUUGCAGCCCCAAUGUAUAAAAGAAUGAAGUUAUUUAAA